This is a messenger RNA of Rosa rugosa (rugosa rose), 1090 nucleotides long. Its product is annotated as mediator of RNA polymerase II transcription subunit 7a-like. Gene Ontology annotation, cellular component: mediator complex; core mediator complex. The record is from RefSeq and is a predicted model, not a curated record. Bases 276 to 803 code for a protein of 175 amino acids. Gene Ontology annotation, molecular function: transcription coregulator activity. Gene Ontology annotation, biological process: regulation of transcription by RNA polymerase II. Lineage: Eukaryota; Viridiplantae; Streptophyta; Magnoliopsida; Rosales; Rosaceae. The transcript is spliced from 7 exons.
CUUUAGUGUGAACCCCGAAAAGAAAAAGAAAAAAAAAACUGGCAGCUCCCGACUCUGACUCUCUGAGCCGCAUUCGCUCCUCGCAUUUUCGCAGCCGCAUAGUCUUCUUCUUCUUCAGUUCUUCCUCUGUUAAUUGUGUGAAUAAAUUGCUGGGUUACUUUCUCUUUUUUACAGUGUUCAAAGGGCGGUCUUUGUCUCUAUUUCUGUAAGCAAGCAUCAGCUUUGCCUCAGCUUACCUAUAUUCUCUGUUCAGGUUUGGCAACAAGGUGCUUGAAAUGGCUACAGCGACCUACCCACCUCCACCACCAUAUUAUAAGCUAUACAAAGAUUACUUGCAAGAUCCCAAAUCCGCUCCUGAGCCGCCGCCACCAAUUGAAGGGACAUACAUUUGCUAUGGUGCUAAUUACACCACAGAUGACGUGCUUCCAAGCUUGGAAGAACAGGGAGUGCGUCAACUGUACCCAAAAGGCCCAAAUAUUGAUUUUAAGAAGGAACUAAGGUCCCUUAACAGAGAAUUGCAGCUGCACAUUUUGGAACUCGCUGAUAUUCUCGUGGAGAGACCAUCACAAUAUGCAAGGAGAGUGGAAGAAAUAUCUCUUAUAUUCAAGAACUUGCAUCAUCUUCUGAACUCAUUGCGGCCCCAUCAGGCCAGGGCAACACUAAUUCACAUUCUAGAACUUCAGAUAAAACGACGGAAACAAGCUGUUGAGGAUAUAAAGAGGAGGAGAGAAGAAGCACAGGCACUUCUGAAGGAGUCCCUUGAAUCAUUGGAGGACACUGGUGCAUCUCUUAUGUUGAAAUAGGGAGUGCUCAUGUAUGUUCUUACUCAAUGAUCAAGGCCCCUUAGACGGUUUCAUCUAAUACGUUUAGGGAAGUCAUGGAAUCCAACUGGUCAAAGUUUCUCGGACAGACAGUUGCAUCUAGUACCUUCGUGCUUUUAUAUCGGUAACUGCUGGUUUUACCUUUCUAUAGUAUUAUGUCAAACGGCAUAGAUGAAGGAUAGAUUAGAUUCAUUUCAAGUGACAUAAUAGUAUUAUGUAAUAUUGCUCUGUAAUUUUUACUCAUCUAAUUUCACUGCAUUUCUGACAAA